Molecule: messenger RNA, 1608 nt
Organism: Penicillium malachiteum
Lineage: Eukaryota; Fungi; Ascomycota; Eurotiomycetes; Eurotiales; Aspergillaceae
Product: tRNA (uracil(54)-C(5))-methyltransferase
Exons: 1
Coding region: 1-1608 (535 amino acids)
Biological process (GO): tRNA processing
Molecular function (GO): tRNA (uracil(54)-C5)-methyltransferase activity, S-adenosyl methionine-dependent
Source: RefSeq, a predicted model, not a curated record
AUGCCGAAGCCUCCUAAGAAGCAGUUUGAUGGAAAGAGGCGCAAGAAGGCCAAGGAUGAUAAGACCAAGGCCAAUGGCUUUGACGAAGUGUUGCAAGCCGACAUCGAGCAACUUAUUAAGCAAAAUCGCCCUGAGCAAGACGAUUCAAGCUCCCCGUCGCCAGUCUCUCUACCAGAGACUUUCACCGAGAUUGAUGUGACGAUAUCCGAUAUUUCCUCGACUGGUGAUGGUCUAGCGCUUUCAGAGAACAAAGACCAUGUCUAUGUGGUGCCCUUCACAGUCCCGGGAGACAAGGUCCGAGUCAAGGUCGUUCGCCAUUUCCCCGCCCUUUCUUAUAGUGCUACCGAUUUCCUGAGCGUCAUUGAAGCGGGACCGACACGAAAAGAUGAACUCAUUGGGUGUAAAUACUUCUCAAAGUGCUCCGGUUGCCAAUUGCAAAUGAUGUCCUACGAGGACCAACUGGCCCACAAGCGCCGUAUCGUCGAAAAAGCCUACGCCAACUUCUCCGGAUUAAUCCCAGAGCUUGUACCAGCCAUUGACGAGACAUUCCCAUCACCUUUGCAAUACGGAUACCGAACAAAACUCACACCGCACUUUGCGCAACCUCAACACAAGAAGAGUGAAGAUGGCGAGCAACCGCAAGGGACCAAUGUUCCUGCCAUUGGAUUUACGUACAAGGGCCGCAGAAUGGAUUUGGAUAUCGAGGACUGUCCUUUGGGAACAGACGUUGUGCGCCAGGGCUUGAAGAGCGAAAGAAAGCGUGUAGCCGCAAAUAUCAGCUCUUACAAGAGGGGCGCAACACUUCUCAUGCGCGAAUCGACAAGUCGAUUCCCUAAGGAUGCCCCAACCGAUGGGUCUGAAAUCAAGGAAAUCAGUGGAAUGGUAUCAACCCCAGGCGCAGACAGUGGUGAUGUGAUCCGCAUCGAGCGCGAAAACUACGUCGAGGAGAAGCGAUGCAUCACAGACAACAAUGCCACCUCUGUGGAGUAUGUCGAUGAUUACGUCUUUGGCAACAAGGCUGGAGCCUUCUUCCAGAACAACAACUCCAUUCUGUCAGGGUUCACUGAGUUCAUUCGCUCUCAUGCUCUUCCCGCUGGCAACGACAAAGAUCCUCGUCCCAUUAAAUACCUACUCGAUGCCUAUUCCGGCUCUGGUCUCUUCACCAUCACACUCUCCCCAAUCUUCAAAUCCAGUCUCGGUGUCGACGUUGCUGGUGACUCCAUCAUCUCUGCACGCGAAAAUGCCCGCGCCAAUAAUCUCCCCAGCACUGGUUUUGCUGCAGCUGACGCAGCUGUCUUGUUCAAGGAUGUUCCCUAUCCCGCUGACCAGACUUUGCUGGUCAUUGACCCGCCUCGCAAGGGUUGUUCAGAAGACUUCCUGGAACAGCUUCUUUCUUUCAAGCCUCGUCGCGUUGUCUACGUGAGCUGUAACGUUCAUACUCAGGCUCGCGAUGUUGCUGUCAUGGUGCAGGGAGAUGAAUCGAAGAAUGUUCGGUAUGAGAUCGAAAGUAUUCGUGGCUUUGAUUUCUUCCCUCAAACAGGCCAUGUUGAGGGUGUGGCUAUCUUGAACCGUGUCGAGUUUCCUCCAAAGACUGAGGAGUCGGCAUAA